AGCUCCGUAGUCGACAUGCCGGGCCCCAACCCCAGCGCCACCAACGUCGGCGCCGCCGGCCGCUCCCCCAGCAAGGCCGUGGCGCCACGAGCUGCCGGCUCCACAGUCCGACAGAGGAAGAACGCGAGCUGUGGCACACGGAGCGCUGGCCGCACCACCUCGGCAGGCACCGGUGGUAUGUGGCGUUUCUACACAGAGGACUCGCCCGGCCUCAAAGUUGGUCCUGUUCCAGUUUUGGUUAUGAGUCUCCUUUUUAUUGCUUCUGUAUUUAUGUUGCACAUCUGGGGCAAGUACACUCGUUCGUAGAUUCAGCUGCAUCCCUACGUCUGCCAACUUAAACAUACACCUUGGACCAAAAGUGUGUUGGAUCUUGAUUGUUCCUGGAGAUAAAUUAGUUGGAGAACUUCCUGUUUAGCUAUGGACAAGUCGCUCAUCACUCUUACUUGGCUCUGGUGUUCGGUGAACUUUCACAUUUUCCACUCAGGCAAAUUUGAAUGCUUUCUAUCGUAGAUCACUUUGUAUUUGUUACCAUAGA
Molecule: messenger RNA, 535 nt
Organism: Gavialis gangeticus (Gharial)
Lineage: Eukaryota; Metazoa; Chordata; Crocodylia; Gavialidae
Gene: SEC61B
Product: Sec61 translocon beta subunit
Exons: 4
Coding region: 16-306 (96 amino acids)
Biological process (GO): intracellular protein transport
Cellular component (GO): Sec61 translocon complex
Source: RefSeq, a predicted model, not a curated record